Molecule: messenger RNA, 7066 nt
Organism: Carcharodon carcharias (great white shark)
Lineage: Eukaryota; Metazoa; Chordata; Chondrichthyes; Lamniformes; Lamnidae
Exons: 34
Source: RefSeq, a predicted model, not a curated record
UCCAGGGACACUGGAGACUAUCAGUGUGUGGCAGAGAAUGAACAUGGAGCAGUGGAGAGGUUCAUAACCAUCAAUGUGGAACAUCCCCCACAGGAGACGAUGGUGUCCAUCAGCAGAUCCUCAGGUGGGAUAAGAGAGGGAAGCAAUAUCACAUUAACCUGCUCCAGUGAAAGUGUCCCACCGAUAUAUCAUUACACCUGGUUCAGGAUCGAGGGGAACACCAGCACCCAGUUAAACACAAGUAGCCGCUCUCUCUCCUUCACUCCUGUAACACGGGAGAAUGAUGCAGGUUUCUACUGCACAGCGAGGAACCCAAUGGGUAACAGCACCUCCAACAUCACCCACCUGAACGUACAAUAUAAGCCGGAGAUUUCCCAGCAGUCAGAGUGCACUCGGAGGUCAGAGGGGGUCACCUGCGUCUGUGUGGCCAACUCCAACCCACCCGGAGACCUCACCUGGCACCUGCCCAGUGCCAACAUCAGUGGUAACCAAACACACGGAGGUUUUGUGUCCUGGCAGGUCAGAGAUGGGCAUCUGGUGACUGGUUCCCUCACCCUGAUGAGACCCCAAGAUGAGGGGGGAGUGAUGGCAUCCUGCUCGGUUCAAAACCCACACGGGGAAGCCAUGUUCAAGGUGUAUCUGUGGGUCAAAGGUAGAGACUCCAGUAAAUGGACAGUAGGAUUGCUCACGGCUGGGAUCAUGUUGAGUGUUUUACUGGCUGAAAUCUUCAUCUUCAUCUGUGUGAGAAAGAGAAAGACAGCGAUGGAGGAGAGAGUUUUAGGGACUAGUGACAUCGCAUUGACCCCCAGUUCACUCUCUGUGAAGCACCAGCGUAAACAGAACGUGCUGAUUACUGAGCCCCAGGACACAACCAGAGACACAACUAGUGAGGGGGAGACCCCAGCUCCCCGGGAUCUCUCUGAAGGUCCAGUGGGAGGCGAUGCUGGACAUGGGAACUCCGACAAACCAGACGAGCUUCUCUACGCCACCAUCAACUUUUCAAAGCUGCCCAGCGAUGAGGAACUGAAGAUGGGAGAGGUCGGUCUGAUGUUGAUCUUCAUCAGCUUGCUGCAAGCACUGCACGGAGCUUGGUUUAAAUAUUGGUAUAGAUGGAAAUAUACCAUCGCAUACACCAAAGAUCCCAAUUAUGCGAUGGCCACAUUCGUGGGACGUGCUAAAAUAAUCGGCGAUUUGGAAAGGAAGAAUUGUUCGUUGAGGAUUGACAGUCUCAGAGCUGAAGACAGUGAUGUGUAUUACUUUUACGUGGAUGCGGAGGGCUACAUAGAUCACACUUUUACAGAACCAGUCCAACUCCAGAUUCUUGAUGUUCCAGAUAAGCCAGUUAUCGUGCUCCUGAAGGAUUUACAGGAGGGGACUCCUGCACAUAUCAUCUGUAAAUGCCUCUACACCUGCCCUGAUAACCACCCCAAUCUAACCUGGAGUGAAUUGCUGACUUCCUCGGUCAGCACCAUCACAGAGAAUGGUGGUGAUGUUUCCGCUCUACUGACCUUUAACCCUUCGUUCAAGCAUCAUGGACGAACUCUCCGCUGUACGUGUGACUACCCUCAAACCAGCCAUCGAGUGAUCAACUCAGUUACUCUGAGUGUAAAGUAUUCUCCUCACAACACGUCUGUCAGGAUGACACUGGAAAAAGGAAAGGUGAUUUCUCUAAGUUGUUCUAGUGACGGGAAUCCAGCAGUCCACAAUUUCACCUGGUUUAAGAUCUCCCAAGGAAAGGUGACGAAUCUGGCGCUCGCUGGUCAAACUAUUACAGUUCCUUAUGGAUUCGAUGAGGAAAUCUCCUACUACUGUGAAGCAACAAGUAUCCUGGGCAGUUCCCAGUCUCUGCCCAUUAGAAUUCCCACUGAAUACACACCACAGAAUGUCUCAAUUACUUCUCUUGAUAUGAUUAACGCUUCAUCGAUCAAUAUAAUUGAGGGGAAUUCUGCAGUGAUAAUCUGCUCUGUCGAGAGCUUCCCAGCUUCUAACCUGACGUGGCAACAUCUUAAUGUCCCAAUGAACAGAACCAGUUCCAACAAUGAGCUGUGGUUGGUGAUUCCUCACAUUACAUCCAGGGACACUGGAGACUAUCAGUGUGUGGCAGAGAAUGAACAUGGAGCAGUGGAGGGGUUCAUAACCAUCACUGUGGAACGGCGAGAUUCCAAUGAAUGGAAAGCAGGAUUGCUUGGAGCUGGAAUCUGUUUGAGUGUUGGACUGAGUGGAUUCUUCAUCUUCAAGUGUGUGAGAAAAGGGAGCAGCACAGGAAGAGGUCAUUCAGCCCAAGCAGAGCGUAUGGGCAGUUCCCCCCCAGGUGAGCUUUCGGACAGGUCCUGGAAGAGAGGCGAGGGGAAAGCAGGAAUCAAAUCGAACCAUCGUGUUGAUGAAUAUCCAGGUCCUGUUUAUGAAAACUGUGAGCGUGGUUGGGCUUUGAGGAAUCAGAAGAAAGAUGAGAAGUAUCUGGAAAUGAAAUCUAACCGCGGAGUCAAUCCUGAUACAGAUGAUGAUCUUUACGCAAACUGUGAUUUUGCCGAGGAUUCUGUUUAUGGGAUUGGACUGUCACAAGAGUGGAAAGGUGACACUCCACGAGAGGUGACAGUGCAGGAAGGUUCGUGUGUACAGAUUCCAUGUAAUUACAGUUAUCCAGCACAUUUAGUAGGGAGAGAACGUGUCGGAAUCUGGUAUGUGAAAUGGUACACAUGGAAUACAUGGAAUACACGGUCUAGAGGGACCAUAGCCUUUCACUCCAAGGAUCACAGUCACGAGUUACCACGGUUCCACCAUCGGACCCGGCUGUCUGGAGACCUGAAAGAUGGCGACUGUUCCCUGAUUAUAAACAACAUCAGACGGGAAGAUGCAGGAUAUUAUUAUUUCAGAAUAGAAUUUGACAAUGGUCCGAACCAUAAUUAUUACCCUGUAACCCAGCUUCACGUUUCUGAUCCCCCACAGGAGAUGAUGGUGUCCAUCAGCAGAUCCUCAGGUGGGAUAAGAGAGGGAAGCAAUAUCACAUUAACCUGCUCCAGUGAAAGUGUCCCACCGAUAUCUCAUUACACCUGGUUCAGGAUCGAGGGGAACACCAGCACCCAGUUAAACACAAGUAGCCGCUCUCUCUCCUUCACUCCUGUAACACGGGAGAAUGAUGCAGGUUUCUACUGCACAGCGAGGAACCCAGUGGGUAACAGCACCUCCAACAUCACCCACCUGAACGUACAAUAUAAGCCGGAGAUUUCCCAGAAGUCGGAGUGCACUCGGAGGUCAGAGGGGGUCACCUGCGUCUGUGUGGCCAACUCCAACCCACCCGGAGACCUCACCUGGCACCUGCCCAGUGCCAACAUCAGUGGUAAACAAACACACGGAGGUUUUGUGUCCUGGCAGGUCAGAGAUGGGCAUCUGGUGACUGGUUCCCUCACCCUGAUGAGACCCCGGGAUGAGGAGGGAGUGAUGGCAUCCUGCUCGGUUCAAAACCCACAUGGGGAAGCCAUGUUCAAGGUGUAUCUGUGGGUCAAAUGUAGAGACUCCAGUAAAUGGACAGUAGGAUUGCUCACGGCUGGGAUCAUGUUGAGUGUUUUACUGGCUGGAAUCUUCAUCUUCAUCUGUGUGAGAAAGAGAAAGACAGUGAUGGAGGAGAGAGUUUCAGGGACCAGAGACAUUGCAUUGACCCCCAGUCCACUCUCUGUGAAGCACCAGGGUAAACAGAACGUGCUGAUUACUGAGCCCCGGAACACAAAAAGAGACACAACUGGCGAGGGGGAGACCCCAGCUCCCCGGGGUCUCUCUGAAGGUGCAGUGGGAGGCGAUGCUGGACAUGGGAUCCCCGACAAACCUGAAGAGUUUCUCUACGCCAAUCCCCAAGUCUUGAGGGUGUCCAGUGGUGAUGGGUCUGUCUACAGGGAAGAGGAGACUGAAUACGCACAGAUCAGGAGAAGGACAGCGAUGGUGGAGAGAUUUUCAGGGACUAGUGACAUUGCAUUGACCUCCAGUCCACUCUCUGUGAAGCACCAGGGUAAACAGAACGUGCUGAUUACUGAGCCCCGGAACACAACCAGAGACACAACUAGUGAGGGGGAGACCCCAGCUCCCCGGGAUCUCUCUGAAGGUCCAAUGGGAGGCGAUGCUGGACAUGGGAACCCCGACAAUCCUGACGAGCUUCUCUACGCCAAUCCCCAAGUCUUGAGGGUGUCCAGUGGUGAUGGAUGGAUCAGCACAGGAAGAAGUCAUUCAGCCCAAGCAGAGCGUGUGGGCAGUUCCUCCCCAGGCGAGCAGUCGGACAGGUCCUGGAGGGAGCAGCACAGGAAGAGGUCAUUCAGCCCAAGCAGAGCGUGUGGGCAGUUCCUCCCCAGGCGAGCAGUCGGACAGGUCCUGGUUGGACUGUCACAAGAGUGGAAAGGUGACACUCCACGAGAGGUGACAGCGCAGGAAGGUUCCUGUGAACAGAUUCCAUGUCAUUACAGUUAUCCAUCACAUUUGGAAAACCAACCGCGAAGUGGAGUCUGGUUUAAUAAUGAGGAACGAGGAACAUCGUCUAUAGCCUUUCAUUCCAAGGAUCACAGUCACGAGUUACCAUGGUUCCACCAUCGGACCCGGCUGUCUGGAGACCUGAAAGAUGGUGACUGUUCCCUGAUUAUAAACAACAUCACACGGGAAGAUGCAGGACCUUAUUUUUUCAGCAUUGCAUUUGACAAUGGUCCGAGCCAUAACUAUUACCCUGUAACCCAGCUUCACGUUUCUGAUUUCACAGAUAAACCCACGAUAUUUCCUGCUGAAAUUAUUGCAGGAAAGCGUGUGGAUGUAAGCUGCACCUUCAACACAACGUGCAAUGGAACAGCAGCACCUGUCUUAACCUGGGACACUCCCACUGACGUACCUGGAUCAGUCUCAAACACUGUAACUCAGCAUGGUGUCACUCUGACCUAUACUUCUCUUCUGACCCUGAUCCCAUCACUCAACCACCAUGGACACACUCUCAGCUGCAGAGUGAGAUAUCCAUCUGUUUCUUCGGAGCGGACCCUCGUACUAACUGUGCAAUAUGCACCACAGAAUCUCUCAAUUACUUCUCUUGAUACAAUUAACGCUUCAUCGAUCAUUAUAAUUGAGGGGAAUUCUGCAGUGAUAAUCUGCUCUGUCGAGAGCUUCCCAGCUUCUAACCUGACGUGGCGACAUCUUAAUAUCCCAAUGAACAGGACAAGUUCCAACAAUGAGCUGUGGUUGGUGAUUCCUCACGUUACAUCCAGGGACACUGGAGACUAUCAGUGUGUGGCAGAGAAUGAACAUGGAGCAGUGGAGGGGUUCAUAACCAUCACUGUGGAAUAUGCACCACGGAAUCUCUCAAUUAGUUCUCUUGAUAUGAUUAACGCUUCAUCUUUCAAUAUAAUUGAGGGGAAUUCUGCAGUGAUAAUCUGCUCUGUCGAGAGCUUCCCAGCUUCGAACCUGACGUGGCAACAUCUUAAUGUCCCAAUGAACAAAACAAGUUCCAACAAUGAGCUGUGGUUGGUGAUUCCUCACGUUACAUCCACGGACACUGGAGACUAUCAGUGUGUGGCAGAGAAUGAACAUGGAGCAGUGGAGGGAUUCAUAACCAUCACUGUGGAACAUGCACCACAGAAUCUCUCAUUUACUUCGCUUAAUAUGAUUAACGCUUCAUCGAUAAAUAUAAUUGAGGGGAAUUCUACAGUGAUAAUCUGCUCUGUCCAGAGUUUCCCAGCUUCUAACCUGACGUGGCGACAUCUUAAUGUCCCAAUGAACAGAACAAGUUCCAACAAUGAGCUGUGGUUGGUGAUUCCUCACGUUACAUCUAGGGACACUGGAGACUAUCAGUGUGUGGCAGAGAAUGAACAUGGAGCAGUGGAGGGGUUCAUAACCAUCACUGUGGAACGGCGAGAUUCCAAUGAAUGGAAAGCAGGAUUGCUUGGAGCUGGAAUCUGUUUGAGUGUUGGACUUUGUGGAUUCUUCAUCUUCAAGUGUGUGAGAAAAGGGAGCAGCACAGGAAGAGGUCAUUCAGCCCAAGCAGAGCGUGUGGGCAGUUCCUCCCCAGGCGAGCAGUCGGACAGGUCCUGGAAGAGAGGCGAGGGGAAAGCAGGAAUCAAAUCGAACCAUCGUGUUGAUGAAUAUCCAGGUCCUGUUUAUGAAAACUGUGAGCGUGGUUGGGCUUUGAGGAAUCAGAAGAAAGAUGAGAAGUAUCUGGAAAUGAAAUCUAACCGCGGAGUCAAUCCUGAUACAGAUGAUGAUCUUUACGCAAACUGUGAUUUUGCCGAGGAUUCUGUUUAUGGGAAUUUAUAAACUGAGCAAGAAUGAGACACACACAGUGUGGGGAGAAUACAGAACGGGAGAAUCAUUCAAAACUCCAAUUUACCUUCCUAAUAUCCACAGGAACUCACUCCCAGGAAAUAGAUUUAAACCUCUUGUUACAAUCUGAUGGAAUUUCUUCGGAAUGAUCUAUCCAGGAUGGUUGUCUGUGGGUUUCAAUUUGAACAUCCUCCUUCAAAAUUGUCCCUCACUGUUGGAAACAUCCUUCUCUCCAUUCUGAUUGUAAAUGUCUUUAGAUAUCGUUCGAUGAUGUACCAGGACAGGACGGACAAAUUCAAUCCCGUGUCCGUGAUGAUGAGUUAAUUUUCAUUCUGUUAUUCACCUUCCUGUCUGUCAGUGUUUACAGAAUAUUCAUCAGCCAGUGUAGACUUCAGGAAAUGCAGGAUCGGUGGAUAAUUGCAGCAGAGGAGAUCGGGAUAACUUACUCACCAUUUUACAGUCAAAUGUAUUUUCAGAUAUAUAUUUGGAUUUUACACUUCAUCGUUAAACAGCGAAACGAACAACAAUCUGGGAAACAGGGAAACAAUUUGAUUGGAGAUUUGAGAAAUUCCCUGCAGUUUGGAGGAUAACAGAUGUGCUACAGUGCCACCACUGGUGGGAGGACAUCAUUUCAGCGUGACAUGUUUACAUUGAUGUUGCCAAUGAACAUAGGAAAUUAUGAUGUGAAAAAUUGGUUGCAGGUUUACCUUCUUCAGUAUGUCAUGGAUGGAUGAGACAGCUUUGAUAACGGAAUGAGAUAUAACUGCAAUAAACCACCAUUUUAGUC